AUGGCAACGGAAACCCUAGAUGACAAGAAACCGGAGGAAGAGGAGGUGAUAGAUAAAGAAAACGAAGAAAAUGGAAGCUCUGCAUUUAAACACUCCUUGGCCCUUAUUCCUUACGUAAAGGGGGAACUAGACUGUCAAAAGCAGGAGUAUAAAUAUGAGUUCAAAGUCUUUUUAUUUAGUGAAGUGCGAGUAGAAGGACUAGAGACACUGGAUUAUUUGGAUAACCUGCAGAACAGAGAGCGGUUCAUUGAACAAGGGGAUGCAAUAACAGUUGAAUCAGAAGUGGAUAAGAUAUAUCUUAGUAGGCCAACAAAAAUUGCCAUCCUGGACCACGAAAGGAAGCGAACAUUUGAGUUGCGAAAGGAUGGACUUCCCGAUGCUGGUGAGUUUAUUGUCUUUAUAAGCUUCCAUCCUAAUUUAGAGCACCAUGGGUAG
This is a messenger RNA of Gossypium arboreum, 435 nucleotides long. RefSeq names its product putative glucose-6-phosphate 1-epimerase. Bases 1 to 435 code for a protein of 144 amino acids. NCBI's taxonomy places the organism in Eukaryota, Viridiplantae, Streptophyta, Magnoliopsida, Malvales, Malvaceae. Gene Ontology annotation, molecular function: isomerase activity; carbohydrate binding. The record is from RefSeq and is a predicted model, not a curated record. Gene Ontology annotation, biological process: carbohydrate metabolic process. The transcript has 4 exons.